This is a messenger RNA of Symbiodinium necroappetens, 891 nucleotides long. The record is from the annotation of a GenBank genome assembly. NCBI's taxonomy places the organism in Eukaryota, Dinophyceae, Suessiales, Symbiodiniaceae.
AUGUCCGGGCAUACUGCAGUGCCGCAGAUGCUUCGCAGACCUGUAGCAAGGCCUGCAGCGGCGGCAGCGAAGGCACUGGCCGUCAUCGCCUCCGUUUUUUGGUGCUGCUCGGGUUGCCAUGGGCUCUCGAAGGGUGUGUCCUUUGUCGCUCAGAGCACCCAAAUGCUGAGGAGCAAUCGCCCAAGAUCUCACAUCGCAUUGAGGGCGACCGCAGGUGAGCUGGAUGCGAUGAAGCUCACCGAGCUGAAGGAGAUCUGCAGAUCCAAAUCUUUGCCUGUCAGCGGCAAGAAGGCCGAGCUGAUUGCUCGCAUCCUUGCGGAGGAGUCCGGAGUCGCCAGCGAAGAGGAAGAGCGAGGGGAGGAAGAGGAAGAGGAGGACAUCGAGACAGCAUCGGAGUCGCCGGCAACGCUGAAGCCGAGACGCAGUGCGCCAAGUGGCUACAUCGAGUCGACUGACAUCUCGGGUCCUCCGGGGAAGCCGAUCAUCUCAGGCGACACAAUUUACUUUCUGGCGAGAACCGGCAAGUAUCUGGAAUAUCCAGAGCACCGGGAGGAUCCAAGAGCACGAGCAGAGAUCAAAGGGCCGCGACAGGCUUUAGUUAUCCAGAAGAGUGGAGGCGGGGCCAUUCAGUCAGGAGAUACCGUGACACUGAAGUGCCACCUCGGUGUUUACCUGGAUUUCGUGGGUACGGCCGUUCGGGCACGCUACACCGAAGUCGGAGAUUGGCAGAAGAUUAGGAUUACCAGUGAAGGCGGCAGUGGGCCUAUCCGCACAGGCGACAUCGUGUUCCUGAGAGGGCAUCAAGACAACGUGCUGGAUGUCGAAAAGGAAAACGUGAAAUGUCGCUGGCCCGAUGAAGGACGCUGGCAGCGCCUGGCCGUUGAGAAGUGA